AGAGUCAUCCAAAGCCACUUGCAUGAAUGAAUUCAUUUUUUUGUCAACUAAGUAAUUAAAAACUCAGAAACUAACUAAAUAAAUCAUAAUCCAAAGUCUCUAAGAAACUGUAUUCUAUGUCGAAAAAUCACCAACUCCCAGGUUAACUCGCUAUAAAUACAAAGUUGUCUCUCUUCGAUUACUCACAUCUCAAUCGUCUCUCUGAUCAAUAACUCACCUUUCGAGAUAUAGCUUCACUCCUGUCACACCAAACUAUCGGAUCUCCAUGGAGAAAUUAGAUAGACGAAGCGAAGAAGAAACUUAUCUAUGGAUUUCAUUUCAGUUUCUCGACCAAACUCUCAUAGCUAUCUUCAAGUGUCUUGGUAUUCUUUGUCAGACAGCUAAGGAAACGGCGUCGUCUCCGGUGACUUUAAACCUGCCCGAGGAAGAAAAUGAUGUUGCCAUGAAAGACGAUGUCGUUUUAUCGACUAGAGGAAAGAAGCCCAAAGCAAAGAAAAGGGAUAAAGAAAACACUAGUAAAGGCCGUCCUGGCCAAACUAAUAAAAUUACAUUGUUUAGUUCAAUUAACGGAAGUGAAAUAGAAAAGGGUGAUUUAGGUGAAUAACCCAAAAAAAAA
Messenger RNA from Arabidopsis lyrata subsp. lyrata, 616 nucleotides. Its product is annotated as elicitor peptide 2. The transcript has 2 exons. Gene Ontology annotation, biological process: innate immune response. Bases 266 to 604 code for a protein of 112 amino acids. The record is from RefSeq and is a predicted model, not a curated record. Lineage: Eukaryota; Viridiplantae; Streptophyta; Magnoliopsida; Brassicales; Brassicaceae.